CUCCUUAUUUUAAAGAUACUCCCGAAACGACGCAUGUGGCGCUGAUUGGGGAAGACGUCAAAAUUCCUUGCAAGGGUUAUGGAAAUCCAAAACCUUACAUAGUUUGGUAUAAAAACAACACGCUACUCGGCAACCAUGACCAUCCCAGAAUCGAAGUCAAGACCAAGUCUUUAAGAAUAAUUAAAGCAGAAGCCGGAGAUUCUGGAGUGUACAGUUGUUACCUGUUUAAUGAACAUGGCGAGAAGUGGGUCAACUAUAGUUUACUUGUUGCAAAUGAAACGGAGAUGAAACGAUACUUAGGAGUGCCCGACAACCCAAAAUACAAAGAUCUAAGGUCGCAAGCUGCUAAAGAGAAACUUCAAUGGGACCGCAACAGCAUGGACUUCAUCAGGGACAAAAUAGGGCAGGUUACUUCCUACAUUGAACUGUCCUGUCCAGCAAAGGGCGCCCCAAAACCCACUACUCGCUGGCUCAAGGAUGGAGUGCAGAUACAUCAUCAGAUGUCUGGGCGGAUUUCAGUAAAGAGAGGUGGAACCCUGGUGAUAGCGGAUUUGAUUCUCAAAGAUGCUGGCAACUAUACGUGUAUUGUGUCCAACAUUCAUGGAUCGCUCAACUGGACUUACGAGCUGUCUGUGCUCCAGAGGGCACCCCAUGUACCUCUGUUCGAGCAGCCCAAAAACCAGUCAGUUCGUGUGGGAGAAACGGCCACUUUUUCAUGUAGAAUAGAGAUUAGUGACACCCACCCUCACAUUCAGUGGCUGAAACAUCACCAGGUCAAUGGCUCUUACACUAAUGAUAAUGGAGAGCACUAUUUUCAGAUAAUUCAGGGUCGACAGCGCCCCUCAAUUAACAACAGCAACCCAGAGAUGCUGAUUCUGCAUAAUGUUACAAAAGAGGAUGAAGCCAGGUACACCUGUCUGGUUAGAAAUGCCAUUGGAUCUAGUUUCAAGUCAGCAUACCUGGAAGUCCUUGAUGAUGAUGAGAUGACACCACAAACUGCAGCAAGCAAGUCUAUGGAUAGAAGUGCUGCAGAAUGGCUAAUCAUUGUUCUGGUGGUUGUGUUUGUUCUUGUGUUACUUUGUGUUCUGCCAAUAGUCGUGUGGCUCUGGCACAGACAUCGCCUGAGAAAACCUACAGUUCAGAGACAUAUGAAAAGGAUCAUCAUCAUGAAGCCGAAUGACUUAUACUACCACAACAAAGACCCUGAUGCAGUUUCUCCACUAAUGAUCCCUCAAGUUCGUAUUGUGGAUGGGCAAUACACAAGUAGUGCCAGUGAUAGGAGGAGGCGACUCUCAUCUGACUUCACUGAAAUCUCAGAGUAUGACCUGCCCCUUGACAGUAAAUGGGAAUUUCCCAGAGAGAGGCUGAAGCUGGGCCCACGUCUUGGAGAGGGAGCAUUUGGCCUAGUUGUGAAAGCCGAAGCAAUGGGUCUUGUGAAUAACAAUGCUAGCACUACAGUGGCAGUGAAGAUGUUGAAGAAAGAUGCCACAGACCGGGAAAUGAUGGACCUCAUUCGAGAAAUGGAAACAAUGAAACUUAUAGGAAAGAAUAAGAACAUUAUCAAUCUUCUUGGUUGCUGUACCCAGAGAGGACCUUUGUAUGUUAUUGUUGAAUUUGCACCAUAUGGCAACUUGCGAGACUUCUUGAAAACUCAUCGGCCACCAGGUCCAAGUGAUCCCCCAACAUCAACAGAAUAUGAACAGCCCAUUCUUUCUUGUAAUGGAGAACUUAAGACAUUAACCCAGAAGGAUUUAAUAUCCUUCGCUUUCCAGGUUGCCAGAGGCAUGGAGUAUCUAUCAUCUAAGCAGUGCAUACACCGAGAUCUAGCAGCCAGGAAUGUUCUGGUGGCGGAGGAUUAUGUGCUUAAGCUGGCAGAUUUUGGCCUGACCCGAAACCUUCAACAGUUUGAUUAUUACAGGAAAACCACAGAUGGAAGAUUGCCAGUCAAGUGGAUGGCACCAGAGGCAUUGUUUGACAGGAAGUAUACAUCAAAAAGUGAUGUCUGGUCAUUUGGUGUGUUACUGUGGGAAGUUUUCACCCUUGGUGGAAAUCCUUAUCCUUCAGUGCCAGUUGAGGCUCUGUUUGCUUUACUCAAAGAUGGACAUCGCAUGAAGAGACCUCCGUAUGCAAGCAGCAAGAUGUAUGGCAUCAUGCAGCAGUGCUGGCAAGAAGAUCCAUCCAAAAGACCUUGUUUCAAGACAUUAGUGCAGGAACUGGACUGUAUGCUGACAUCUUCGUUGAAUGAUGAGGCUUACCUUCACCUGGAACCUUUGGAAAGUCCCAUGAGCACCUCAGAUUCACAAUACUCUUCAAUGAGUCACAGUAGCAGCACAAGUAGUGCACCAAACAGCACUCACAGCUCAGAUAAUUCUGCCAUUGCUUGA
Candidula unifasciata is the source of this 2384-nucleotide messenger RNA. NCBI's taxonomy places the organism in Eukaryota, Metazoa, Mollusca, Gastropoda, Stylommatophora, Geomitridae. The record is from the annotation of a GenBank genome assembly.